Molecule: messenger RNA, 1078 nt
Organism: Phycomyces blakesleeanus NRRL 1555(-)
Lineage: Eukaryota; Fungi; Mucoromycota; Mucoromycetes; Mucorales; Phycomycetaceae
Exons: 4
Coding region: 26-1006 (326 amino acids)
Source: RefSeq, a predicted model, not a curated record
GGUUGAUUUUCUUACCCAAUUUUCUAUGGCUGACCUCGAGAGACAAUACCAAAAAGCACUCCGACUCUUUUUACUCACACGGUAUGCGCAGGCCGCUGCCUCUUGUCUACAGGCAAUCGAGCUUCUACCAUUACCUCAGGAAUCUCUUAAUGGCACAAAAGUUUGGGCGCUUUACCUAACGAUCGGAACCACUCUCCUGAAUCGUCCCGAAGACCCUACCCCAAACACCCUUAGCACACUCGGGCUAACACAAUCUGUCUCUGAUAAACCUAUUUCCAAAAAAUCUGCUUGUUAUGGCUUGUGGACAAACUUGACAGACUGGUACCAAAACCUCAAUUUAGUGGAUCCAUCUCUUGUCACUUCUGCAAUGGUGAUGUCUCUCAAGCUUAAUGUUCCUGCCGUUGGUAGACAGGUAGUUGAGGAAUGGUACUCCAGUCUCUCAGAAGCAACUGUGGAUCAUUUGUCGGUUGCAGGAGAAGAUGAUGGCGUGAUGAAACUAUACAGAGAGACAGUAGAUCUGUAUGUGUGUCGUGUCUUGCCUGCACUGAAUGAUUAUGAUUCUGCAAGGUCAUUUCUUGAGUAUAAUUCAUUCUUAUCUCCCAGUGCAAAGACAACUCUAGAAAAAAGUAUUACUGCACAUCAAGAGGCAGCUAAACGGCAGGAGGAACAAAAGGCUGCUCAGAAAGAGAAAGAGAAGGAGCGGGAAAGAAGGGAACUAGAGAAGAAAGAACAGCAGCAACAGUCAAAAAAGGCUACCGAGGCUACUUCAUCAAGAGCCUUACAAGACAAAUCUCCUCGGACAUUGGCUGACUCUAGUCUGGCUACAUCCAUCAGGACUUGGCUUCUUCCCCUUACCCAAAACUCAAACUAUGGUGUAUUAUUUGUAUUGUUUAUUCUAUUUGGUCUACUGCGUUAUUACCGUAGCCAACUCUCGCCUGCUUUUAAAGGAUUGAUGGCGAAAUUAUGGCAAACAGUACAAAUGGGUACCAAAGUCACUUAUAUGUAAUCAUAAAUACUAAAAAUCAAAUAUAAAAUAAUAUAAAAUAAUAAUAAUAAAUAAUUCAAAAUAGUAAGCAUG